AUGGCUCCUGAUAUUGAAAAGGCUCCUGAUAUUAAGAUGAGUCCUGAUAUUAAGGUGACUCCUGAUAUUAAGAUGAGUCCUGAUAUUAAGGUGACUCCUGAUAUUAAGGUGACUCCUGAUAUUAAGGUGUUUUCCGAUAUUAAGGUGAGUCCUGAUAUUAAGGUGGCUCCUGAUAUUAAGGUGUUUUCUGAUAUUAAGGUGGCUCCUGAUAUCAAGGUGGCUUCUGAUAUUAAGGUGAGUCCUGAUAUUAAGGUGUUUUCUGAUAUUAAGGUGGCUCCUGAUAUUAAGGUGGCUCCUGAUAUUAAGGUGAGUCCUGAUAUUAAGGUGACUUCUGAUAUUAAGGUGGCUCCUGAUAUUAAGCCCUCUGUCAAUGCCGACCAUACAAAUACUGCUGUCGACUCGGAAGACAAAUAA
Messenger RNA from Ostrea edulis (European flat oyster), 414 nucleotides. RefSeq lists its product as uncharacterized. The record is from RefSeq and is a predicted model, not a curated record. NCBI's taxonomy places the organism in Eukaryota, Metazoa, Mollusca, Bivalvia, Ostreida, Ostreidae. The transcript is spliced from 4 exons. Bases 1 to 414 code for a protein of 137 amino acids.